Molecule: messenger RNA, 1248 nt
Organism: Prorocentrum cordatum
Lineage: Eukaryota; Dinophyceae; Prorocentrales; Prorocentraceae
Source: the annotation of a GenBank genome assembly
AUGCGCAAGCUUUUGCCAAGGCGCACGGCGGACGUUGCCACAGCGAGGAGUAUGGAUGUGAGAGCGCCUCUCAAGUGGGAGUGCCCAGCAGGCCACAGAUGGACAGCCAGUCUGGACACCGUCAGGCGCAGAAGGCACUGGUGCUUGGAGUGCGUCGGGUCGCCCACUCAGCGACUGACCAUUCAUGAGGCGACGGCUCUCGCCAGGAAGCGCGGAGGAUAUUGCCGCAGCGAGGAGUACGUGAACCUCAAGAGCCCUUUGCUUUGGGAGUGUUCGCAAGGACACACAUGGAAAUCGAGCAUGAUGAAUGUCAAGCACGGGCAGGCGUGGUGCCCUGAAUGUGCCAGGUCACGCCAAGGCCCACGGCGCACGAUGAGCGAUGCGCGACCCCUUCCUGAGAAGCGUCAAGGAUGCGGUCUUAUCCGGUCAAUCGGCAACGCGCCGUCUCGCUCCUGUGAGCCUCCGUUGAGCCCCAGACAGGCGUUCGGCCUGCACAACAUUACGAACAACGAAUCGAGGUCGGUCGGGCGCACGUCACGCGCAGACACCAGAGGCGAUUGCGCACGCAAUGGAGUCUUGUCGCUGGCAGAGAAGCCGUGUGGUGGAAGGGCGUGGGUAUGCACGGAAAAAGGGUUUGCGCAGCCAUCAGUUUGUACACACAGAGGCCUUCUUUAUUCGAGAGAUUUCACGGGCCUUUUUCAGGAACGCGGGCGUUCGGUAUUCAGUUCUGGCUUGGUUCAUGUUGGUAGGGAAGUCCCUCGUUGGGUGCUCGACAUGGUGUCGACUGUCAUUGAUGUCGCACGGCCAGACUUGAAUGGGGAUACCAAAGUUGCCGAACACUUGGCGGCGACGGUCGCGCGAUUCAUCUCAGGCGGGCGGCAGUCUUACGUUUCCCUCGGAUGUUCACACGCCCUGGGGGUGGUGCACGUAGACAGCGUCCAUGUCGCAGAGGCCGUUGGACACGCUGCCAUUCGCUCCUGGACGCGCGGCGGCGAGUUGCAAGUAAAACCGUGGGCUGGCCACUACGAGACAUACUCUCUACUCUCUGAUGCGGAUUGGGACGGCGGGGCGAUGGACUCGGCUUUGCAUGAAGCGUAUGACCAUUGGAGGCGGUCGGUCGGAAGGUUCGUGCUCCAGGACUACGGGCAAUUUUGGAUACCCGCUCGAACUCAAUUUGAGUGGGCAGCCAUCGCAGGAUUGCCAGUGGCUAAGGUCACGCAUAGUGGUCGUCCCCAGUGUCAUCCAUAG